CUUUUCUUUAGAUUUAAAAAUAUCUAGCAGUUAAAUGCUCAAAAUAUAUAUAUAAUAUAGUGUUAUCAAUAAGUGCCACUGUAAUACAGACCGCAUCCUCAUGAAACAGGGAAACUCGAAACAUUAUAAAAGCUCUUGGCUUCGUUGAACCAGUCACACUCUUCAUUCGCCCAUUGGGUGAACCGGGCGCAACUAAACUAGGCUCUGCCUUUACAGUUGUCAGUCCUACACCCAAUCCUGAAAGUCUUGUAAGAGACCAGGAUAUUAGAACUUCUAGCUUCUAUAUAAAGAGAGGUUUAGACGCGCUUAGAGUCACAAAUUAUUCGAUACUCACAAACAAAAGUGUAUUCGAUUCGUUGGUGGAAAAUUGAAAAAGUGAAUAUGUGUUCAAUUGUUAUGAUGAAGAUCGCUGUUGUUUUCUGUUUUUGUGAAGUGAUUAAUGCGGCGGCCGUGAUGGGAAAGCAGGAUACAGAACACCGGUGCGGUAUAGUGGCAUCUCCCAACCCUAUCCACCAGCAUCCUUGGUUAGUGCUUCUAGAGUUCUAUAGAAGGGACAUGAAGCACGAGAGGAGGUGUGGUGGUUCUCUGAUCAGCAAAAGACACGUCGUAACGGCCGCUCACUGCGUUCAGAAAGCCAUUUCAAAGAAUGCUAGGCUUUUCGCUCGUUUGGGGGAGUACGACUUGUCCAAGGAGGUGGACUGCGUGGACGGCGUCUGCGCAGACUUGCCUGUCAAGCUGGAAGUGGUACAAGUGACCACGCAUGAAGACUAUAAGAACCACGACAUAGCUAUACUCACCUUAUCAGAUGACGCUCCAUACACAGAUACCAUCCGUCCAAUAUGUUUCCCUUCAGCAGAAGACUUACGCGAGAGGAUGGUCUUCAGCGCUUCAGGUUGGGGCGAGAUCGUCAACAAGGGAGUCUACAGCGAUGUCAAGAAAGACUUGAGACUACCUUACUGGGCGAGAAGCAACUGUCAGAGUGCAUACAAUUCAAAAGUGCCGAGCCACGUGAUUUGUGCGGGUGGAGAGCAAGGCAUAGACACGUGCCGUGGCGAUUCUGGUGGUCCUUUAGUCUGGGGUAAGAAUUAUUUCGAGCUUUUCGGUGUCACGAGCUCUGGAAGCGUCAAUUGCGGCACGAAAGGCACCCCCGGCAUAUACACCAGUGUCAUCGACCAUCUGGACUGGAUUAAAGAAGUUAUAAAUCAAUGAAGAAGCGUGUGUUUUAAUUUAGGGUUUUAGCCAAAGUUCUUCCUAAACGUUCGAAGUCUCUGAAGAGAACAAUGCUUAGGAUAGAAAUACUGAAUUUAUAUUUGCUAUUUGCUUCCGCUGGCAUAAAAUUUGGGUUUUGAAAAUGAAAAUUCUUCCCAAAUGUUCAAAGUCUCUGAAGAGAAUAAUGUCUGGGAAGAAAUGCCUAUAUAAUAUAUUAUUUUCUCUCCGCCUACGAGUACAGACCAGGUAUAUAAAUAUGUUUUAGCUGUUGUUAAAGUUUCAGUUCAAUCUGCCUUUCGACGUUCUCAGGCAAAUUUCAUAAACGCUUAAAAACUAAAUGGGAGAGCUAAAGUAAACUUAGAACUUAGAAAGUAAAUAAAUAGAGAGAUUUAAUUCUGUACUGAUACGCUUUUGAACUUUUUAUAAUAAUUUUGAUUUAAUAGCUAGGGAGCAUCGUAGUUGAUACCAAGACGUGAUGUAGUCUGCACCUAUGUUAACUAGAAAAACUAAGCGAUGAGCUUAAGUAACUCUGAUUUUUUCUUCUAAAUAAUAUCGAAAUUGUAAAGAAAAAAUUCUGUCAUAAAUUAUAUAUUAUCGUUUCUGCCAUCAAUGAUAUCUAUUAAACAGUUUUUAAAAUUAUCAACAAUACAGAUUAUAUUAUUAAUGCAACAUCAUCAUAGUAGCAGAAGAACUUUUUUUAUCUUUUAUAACAUGAUUUCAAUAAAUUGUUCUAGUCUGCCUGCCGAUGAAGUAUUUUGUUUUUGUAUUAUAAUAAUAGGAAAAAUAAUAAUUAGUUUCAAACACAACAGGAAAAACUUCUGACACUAGCUAGCAUUAAUUUAAUUUUUAUAUGUGCAUUAAAUAGAUUGUAGAAAGGCUAUCGACAGAAGCUAUAAUGUCGUUUUUGACAAUUAUAUAACAUUUUUCUCUAUCUUCUAUUUGAUAUUGCGGCAAUAAAUAAAUAGUAAAAGUUGUUUAAAAUGACUAUUUUACUUAGUGCUCUAAUAUUUAAAUUUUUUAUGUGCAUUAAAUAGAUUGUAAAAAGGCUAUCGACAGAAGCUAUAAUGUCGUUUUUGACAAUUAUUUUUAUUAACAUUUUUCUCAAUCUUCUAUUUGAUAUUGCGGCAGUAAAUAAAUAGUAAAAAUUGUUUAAAAUGAUUAUUUUACUUAGUGCUCUAAUAUUAUCAAACUCUGUCAGAAGAGGAUAUCAUAUAAAAAUUACUGCCACUACACCCCUCCCUAGCUAUAAGAAGUUGUGGUAAUACUGCUGUAUGUUUAUUUAUUUUUUGUUAUACUUUCAUACUUUAGUGCAGUCGGGAAUUCAUUCUAUGUAUGUGAUUGACUGAACUAUAAGUAUUAGCCCGCUCUUUAAUGAUUUCUUUUGUUUUAAAUACUAUUAAGAUAGUUUAAAUGAAGAUACUACAAGUCUGAUAUAGGAUAUUUUCGAUAUUUUAUUGUAAGAUACAGAUAACUUUGUAUUUAGAAAGAAUAUUAUAUUUAUUGAACCAAAAAUAUUAACAUGUAUGCAGGCAUACUUUUAUUAGUAAUUGAUUUCUUUAGUCUACAAUACCAGCCUCAUUAGCAAAAUAAGAAUAAAAUUGACUUAAUAUAAUUUACUGUCAAUUUGACUGUUAUUUAUUAAUUUUUAUGAAUUAAGUUUAAUGUAAAAUAAAAGUUACCUCAGAAAAUGUUUGCCAAUUUGCCUAAACACAUUGUGCUGCCGAUUGUAAUUAUAGUAUUAUUAUACAUUUAAUGAUAUUAAUUAUAAAAUGUGAUAAAACUGCAGCGAUAUUUUAUAAAGCUCAGUAGAAAUUAAGUAGGUAUAUGUAAUUAUUGGCCAAUCAUACUUUUUAAAAGGAAUAAAUGAAUUAACCAAAAUUAACUUCGAG
This is a messenger RNA of Chilo suppressalis (striped riceborer), 3098 nucleotides long. Lineage: Eukaryota; Metazoa; Arthropoda; Insecta; Lepidoptera; Crambidae. The record is from the annotation of a GenBank genome assembly.